Molecule: messenger RNA, 1395 nt
Organism: Medioppia subpectinata
Lineage: Eukaryota; Metazoa; Arthropoda; Arachnida; Sarcoptiformes; Oppiidae
Source: the annotation of a GenBank genome assembly
AUGUCUAUAUCAAUAUCGACUGCACCCAUGCAUUCACAUAAUGGGAGCGCCGGUUGGCGUCCGUACGACACGACGGCGAGUGCGCUCAUGUCGUCGGACAGCAUAUCAUUGAUUAACUUAUUAACAAACAGUAAUACAACCGAUAGUAACAUAACGAGUGAUCAAACGCUGCAAACGCUACAGUAUUUACAGACAAUUGGCUCAAACCUGUCGUCGGAGUUGGCGUCCGAUUUAGAGGACAUGGGCUCAGACAUGAAGAAACGGACGUUCGCUGAGAUAUUUCUCGUCUCAUUAGCGCUCGUGUGUCUCAUAUUAGCCACAAUUAUAGGCAAUAUAUUUGUCAUCUCAGCCAUCAUUUUGGAGAAGAAUCUGAAAUCUGUGGGCAAUUAUCUGGUGCUGUCUCUGGCGGUCACUGAUCUGAUGGUCGCCUGUCUAGUGAUGCCUUUGGGAGCCUUCUAUGAGAUUACACAGGAGUGGACUUUCGGCUCAUCCCUAUGCGAACUCUGGACCUGUACUGAUGUGCUCUGCUGUACGGCCAGUAUAUUACACCUGUUGGCGAUCGCUUGCGACCGGUUUUGGGCCGUAACUAACGUGGAUUACGUGCACCAGAGGAACGGCCGCCACAUCGGCGGUAUGAUUGCCGUGGUUUGGGUCGUGUCGGCCGUCAUCUCAUUGGCGCCGAUACUCGGAUGGAAAGACUCGGACUUUGAGCGCCGGAUAAAUGAGGAGAAGCGGUGUCUGGUCUCGCAGGACGUCUCCUAUCAGAUAUUCGCCACAAUGUUCUCGUUUUACGGCCCGUCGGCACUCGUCUUAAUACUCUACUAUCGCAUCUAUUUGGUGGCCAAGAAGCGGAUCCGACGCAAGUCGUCGGGUGGCGUGCGGGCCAAAGGGCACAAACGGCUGGGCUGUGCCGCACAGGCGCACCACCAGUCGGUGCCCAACACAUACAUCUCGGGCACAGAGAUGACAACAAUGACUUAUAACAUAUCGUCGAUGGGCCGACACCAGUAUCUGAUAGGAGUGAGCGCUUCCGUUGUCCGAACUCGCAUUACUCCCAUUACUCGACGAUAUGUUAUAAGUCAUUGUUGUCAUCUCUGUGCCCGAGAUGUAUGUGUUGGGCACCGACUGGUGGUGCGCCUGUGCGGCACAGCCGAGCCGUUUGUGCCCUUUGGCCCGCACUCCACCCGACGACUUGCGUCGGAUCCGCUUCUUGGCCACCAAAUAGAUGCGAUAGAGACGUCCUGCGAGACCAGACACCGCUUCUCCUCAUUUAUCCGGCGCUCAAAGUCCGAGUCUUUCCAUCCGAGUAUUGGCGCCAAUGAGAUGACGGCCGACACGACCCAAACCACGGCAAUCAUACCGCCGAUGUGGCGGCCAUUCCUCUGGUGCACGUAA